Messenger RNA from Ornithodoros turicata, 2330 nucleotides. RefSeq names its product arrestin red cell-like (gene krz). Gene Ontology annotation, cellular component: cytoplasm. NCBI's taxonomy places the organism in Eukaryota, Metazoa, Arthropoda, Arachnida, Ixodida, Argasidae. Gene Ontology annotation, biological process: G protein-coupled receptor internalization; signal transduction. Gene Ontology annotation, molecular function: G protein-coupled receptor binding. The coding region runs from base 217 to 1503 and encodes 428 amino acids. The transcript has 12 exons. The record is from RefSeq and is a predicted model, not a curated record.
GUAUGGUGCUGCGAGCGCCGGAGCCCGGAACUUGCCGGAAGAUCGCACGCAUAUCCUCCGCAGGUAGCCUUGGUGAAGUUUGGCUGCUGUAUACACAAAUCUCUCGGGGAAGGGAUUUGCCGUCCUCUUCCCUUUGACUCCAGUCACAAUGAUACCUAAACCGUCGCACUAGAGAAAGGCUUACAACUUGGCAGCACUGCACCUGUGUAAACUACCAUGGAAGGUGCGGAUGAUUCUAGUAAACGGCCGGGCACUCGGGUGUUCAAAAAGAGCUCACCCAAUGGCAAGAUCACUAUGUAUUUGGGUAAACGUGAUUUUGUGGACCAUAUCACGAGCGUGGACCCGAUAGAUGGUGUUGUUCUAGUGGACCCAGACUAUGUGAAGGAACGUAAGGUGUUUGGCCACGUCUUGGCAGCAUUCCGUUAUGGCAGGGAAGACCUGGAUGUGUUGGGACUCACUUUCCGCAAGGACCUCUACCUCGCCUCGGAGCAGAUCUAUCCCCCGCUGUCUUCUUCCGGACUGGAAGGGGGCGGAGGCUCGGAAGGUGCUCAGCAACGUCCCCUCACUCGCUUACAAGAGCGUCUUCUGAAAAAGUUGGGUCCCAACGCAUUCCCCUUUUACUUUGAGCUCCCACCGCACUGUCCUGCGUCGGUGACGCUCCAGCCGGCGCCGGGCGACACGGGCAAGCCCUGCGGCGUGGACUAUGAGCUCAAGGGCUACGUUGCGGAGAGUGUAGAUGAGAAGCCACAUAAAAGGAACUCUGUACGUCUGGCGAUACGCAAAAUCAUGUACGCACCUAGCCGUCAAGGGGAGCAGCCAAGCGUUGAAGUAAGCAAAGAAUUCGUCAUGUCUCCCAACAAGCUACACUUGGAGGCCUCCCUCGAUAAAGAGCUGUACCAUCAUGGAGAAGACAUUGCAGUCAACGUCCAUAUCGCUAACAACUCUAAUCGCACAGUCAAAAGGGUAAAAGUGUCUGUGCGCCAGUUUGCAGACAUUUGCCUGUUCUCGACGGCACAGUACAAGUGCACGGUAGCUGAAAUAGAUUCUGAAGAGGGCUGUCCUGUGGGCCCUGGUUUUACACUGUCGAAAGUUCACUACUUGCGCCCCCUGCUGGCCAACAACAAGGACAAGCGGGGGCUCGCCCUGGACGGGCAGCUCAAGCACGAGGACACCAACCUUGCUUCGUCAACCAUCAUCACGGACCCAGCGCAGAAGGAGAACCUGGGCAUCAUUGUUCAGUACAAGGUGAAGGUUAAACUCUGCCUAGGACCACUUGGAGGAGACCUGGUGGCGGAGCUUCCAUUCAUUCUCAUGCACCCCAAACCUGAAGAAUCCAGCCCUGCCGUUUCUGUUCCAAGGCCACUUCCAGGGGGUGACGAUGCUGAGCCAGUUGACACAAACCUCAUCCAGCUAGAUGCAGAUGGCGUCCUGCUGGAUCCAGACGAUGACAUCAUUUUCGAGGACUUUGCUAGGCUUCGUCUGCGAGGGGAAACAGAUGCCUAAGUUUCCAUCGGCGCAACCAGGAUACCCUCUGCUGGACCCCUCAGCUUCUUCCUGUCGUCUGCCAUACGAGCUUCGUGUUGAAAUGGGCCACACCAACAAAUGGGCUGGAAAAGCCAUACCGGAUGAUGUGUCCUUCCUUCAGUGCAAGGUCCCACUUUUCUGAACAGUUGUUACCUGCACAAAGUGACUUGUGACGGUGUUGCUGGACAUCUCUCCACCUUUUAUCCUGUUUUGCAUUUUGUCUCACAGGGUCCCUAGAAGUAUACGAAAAACGAAAAUGAGCUGCUGUCUCCGAAUAGGCAUUUCUAUACAGUUUUGAUGGAUGAUGGGGGUCCAAAAAAAUACCGCGUCUAGUUGCGUUUAUGCUAGCCGAUGCAAGUUUUUGUUGGAUCUGAGACGUGUUGGCUGCUUUCCGACGUUUUAUUUGUAUAGCUCGAGGUUGCCAGCUCGGUUUGCUCGAUGGGUAAUUUGUGAAGCCGGUGGCGAAGCGGAGGCAUCGGGCGUCUGUGAGCUUAUUGGGCGACCCUGAGGCAUGCCUCAUAUUUUGUAGCAGCAUGCUUCGGCGAAUGCGACAAGAAGCCUGCGUCCCUUUCGAUUGUUGCCGCGUCUCGCAUUUCAGCAUCUGUUGUAACAAGGCUCGUAUUCGUAAUGAGAAUCUGGCUCGCGGCGAAUUGUUUUCUGUGAAAACAGCCCUUUAAUUUUGAACGUUUUACGGUUACUGCUAGUGAGACGCUAAACCCACUAAGAAGUCUAGUACGUACUAUUUAUUUAGAAAUAAUCUUUAGGAAUCUUGUGUAACGCGCAAAUAAAGUGGUAGACCAAGCACA